CGCCUUGUUCCUCGCUCUCGGCGGCUAAAAAUGGCCGCGCCGGGUGCACUACUUGAACGCGGCCCGGCCACCCCCGGAGAGUCCCGCAAGCUAGCUGAGCUCCUCGGGAUCCGGUGCCAGGCCCUCGCCCUCACGCGGCGGUGCUCCCUCUCUUCGUCCCCCAGCGACGCGCGCAGCAGCGACGCAGGCAGGCGGCAUGAAGGGGGGCGGUGCCAUGAAGCCGUCGUCCAUGUUCUACGUCCACGAGGCGGACGUCGUCCAGAUCCACCAUUUCCUCGAGGAGUGCUCCCUCUGCGCCAAGUCGCUCUCCGGCGACAUCUUCAUGUACAGAGGUGACACGCCGUUCUGCAGCGAGGAGUGCAGGCAGCAGCAGAUCGAGGUGGACAGGGCGAAGCACCGGCGGAAGAAGCGCGCGGCGGCGCACGCGCUGACCGCACGCAGCAGGGAGCACCGGCACCACCACCACCACCAUCACCACCAUCACCAUCAGCAACCGCAGCCGCGGAAGGCCGGCAUGGACGCCAACCACCACCCGUGGGUCGACGCCGGGUUCGCGAGGGCGCCCGCGCUGCGCGUCUGAAACAAAAAGGAACCCGCGCCGCCGCACGCACACUUCCCCCGCUCCGCGCGCAGGCCGGGGGACAUCCUCACAUCCAUCCUUUCUCCGCGGGUUUCUGACGCGUGCUGCAGCAGGACGAAUCCUUUGGGUUUUAGGGGAUCGGCUGCAUGCAUGCAUGCACUAGUGCGUCCUAAGUACGCGGCCGAGCGAUUGGCUCGGGUUUUUGCUACUACGAUACAAUACACGUAGUACCAUGAUCCAAGGCUAGAACUGUAGAGCCAUGCUGCAACGACUACUGACGGAGAGCCAUGGCCGACUCUGGCCAUGGACCAAUGGCGUCUCUCCUCCACUUCUUUUGGGCCUCGUAUUUCGGCUGUAGUUCUUGCUCUCGUGGAAUGAAAGACGUACGGAUUAUCCUACCAGACUAGUCAUGUAUUUCAGACUCUGAAUGUAUACCUACAGGCUACCUGUUAUUUAUCAUUAGAUUAUUACUGGGUGCUGCAUAUAUUUUGCCUUUAGCUUGUCACUGAGGCGGCAGCACAAACUGUAAAAGAUGCAGGACAAAAACCUUGUGAAAUACACGAACCGAUGAGUCGGUUCGGAGGGCUAGUGAAUAUAUAUGAAGUGGAUUUAGACAGUCAUAACGAUGAUGCAAUGUAAUACUGGGGAUAUAUAAACAGCGGUGGCACUACAACUUCAAAAA
Sorghum bicolor (sorghum) is the source of this 1262-nucleotide messenger RNA. Its product is annotated as transcription factor MafB. Bases 197 to 580 code for a protein of 127 amino acids. NCBI's taxonomy places the organism in Eukaryota, Viridiplantae, Streptophyta, Magnoliopsida, Poales, Poaceae. The record is from RefSeq and is a predicted model, not a curated record. The transcript is spliced from 2 exons.